This is a messenger RNA of Prorocentrum cordatum, 415 nucleotides long. The record is from the annotation of a GenBank genome assembly. NCBI's taxonomy places the organism in Eukaryota, Dinophyceae, Prorocentrales, Prorocentraceae.
GUGUCCCAGGGCCCCUUCACGCCCUCCCGCCUUCCUCCUUCGGCGGACGUCGGCUUGGCGCCCCGGUGCGCCUGGCGCGACCGUGUCCCCCCCUCCUCCCGCGGAGGCUGCGCCAGAACAGCUUCAAGCUCACCGCGUCCAGCAUCUCCGACAAGAACUGGAUGCACGCGAUCCUGCAGGAGAGCAGCCACUCGAGGAGCAGGUGCGUUGCGAACAAGGUGAAGAGCACGUUCUCGAAGGCCACGUCCACGGUCUGGCAGCGCGCGAAGACGACCUGCAUAGAGCGGCUCGUGAGGCACCCUGCCUACGAGCCCGCCCGGGUCAUGCUGAUCAUCCUGGACGCCGCGAUCGUCGUGUGGGAGAUGCAGCACGCAGCGCAGAGGUGUGCCUCCGGCUUACACCACGGCGCCGCAGG